AUGAAAAACAAGUACUCUCCUAUUUCAGAUUCUGAUGACUCUUCCAAAACGCUCAAUGAUGAAAAGGCAGAUAGUCGGUCGUCUCCUUCAGAUGGUACGCCUCCUCCGUAUACAGCUUCAAGCAAAUUUAUUGAUUUAGAAAUGGCUGAUGGAUCCGCUCAAAAUUCCGCCCAAGAUACUGUUAAUAAUACUAGGUCGAGUUCGAUGGAUAAGUGGCAGAUAAUAAUGUACUUGUUGUUUUCUACAUCUUUUGCCUACAUUGCGGCCUAUGCUGUUUUACCUGUGUUAUUUUUCGGUUUGAAGGUUUCUGUGAAUGCACAAGCCUUUUGGUGGCUUUUUGGCAGCUUUUUUGUAGUGUUAGGGUUGUUUUUAUUUGCAACGCAUAUGCUCUAUCUGGGAUUGUUCACGCAAGCUGGAAGAGCAACAAAGAAGUACAUUAAGAAAGGUGGAGGAGCGCCAGCUGUGUGUAAAGACCUAAUUACACUCAUUAUUUUCAAUGGAGUUGGGGGUGGUGCUUUAAAAUUAUCAGGAAGCUUUGAAUUUAUACAUUCAGCUGCGGUGUUAAUGGUUUUAGCUGUACUGAACAUAUGCUUGUUUGUUCUUCUCAUUCGAAACCCAGAUGUGAUUGAAGAUAUUCAAGAUAUGACACGUGUAAACAGAAUUAGCAGGAAUGGUCCACCUCGUAACGAAGAAAUCGAACUUCAGCCUCUUGCUGAGCAAAGGGCUGAUGUUUGA
Molecule: messenger RNA, 735 nt
Organism: Schizosaccharomyces osmophilus
Lineage: Eukaryota; Fungi; Ascomycota; Schizosaccharomycetes; Schizosaccharomycetales; Schizosaccharomycetaceae
Gene: wtf39
Product: wtf meiotic driver
Exons: 5
Coding region: 1-735 (244 amino acids)
Source: RefSeq, a predicted model, not a curated record